AUUAAUUUAGCGUAAUGGCGCUGCUUAAAUUCGGCUAAUGCCCCAAAGAGCUCCGGUUCUUGGGCGCUCGAGAGGAAGAGUUUGGGAGUUUUUCCUGAUCGUCAAUCCAAUCCCAAUUCUUUUCUGUGAGUGCUAGUGAUCGAUCGCCAUGGAGAGGAGCCGGCAGCAAUCCAUCCAGUUGGAAUUGGUAGGGAAGAUGGUUUCCAAGGAGCUGUCGCUCAAGUACUCGGAUCUCGCCGCCGCUCCAAGCGACGAUCUCGCCCUCCACGCGCCAUUCUGCUUCCACUUCGCCGCCUUCCAGUGCUACAGCCCCCAGACCGCGCUGUGGCUGCGGGACUUCGAUCGCCGCAAGAGUGUGGACGCCGCCCCAAAGAGCAGUCCCUCCUCCUCCAGCAAGAGCUACAUUUACUACUCCAGCAGCGGCGAUUUCUCCUCUCCCUCAUCCGCCCCUCCCUCCUCGUCUCCAUCCUCCAGGCUCGCGAGGCUCAUCUCCAAGAAGAAGAAAGCGCGCGGCGGCAAGACGAAGAAGACGAAGUGGCCAUGGCGCCUGUACGACAGUACGGCAAUCUCCUUCAAGGGCAAGGUAUCUUGCAGGGCGUUUAGUUGCAUGUCGCAAGAAUUUCCAGUGCCGCCAAUCCAUUUGCCCAGGCAUAUCCCAGAGAUGCUCUAAGUGAACAAAUUGCAAAGGCAAAAUAAUUCUAUGUUUUAAGAUUUAUAAUGCAUUUUAGCAACACUUCAACAAAUUUCUCAUA
Selaginella moellendorffii is the source of this 752-nucleotide messenger RNA. RefSeq lists its product as uncharacterized. Bases 149 to 670 code for a protein of 173 amino acids. The record is from RefSeq and is a predicted model, not a curated record. The transcript is spliced from 2 exons. Lineage: Eukaryota; Viridiplantae; Streptophyta; Lycopodiopsida; Selaginellales; Selaginellaceae.